Alnus glutinosa is the source of this 1566-nucleotide messenger RNA. Its product is annotated as exonuclease V, chloroplastic-like. The record is from RefSeq and is a predicted model, not a curated record. Gene Ontology annotation, cellular component: nucleus. Gene Ontology annotation, biological process: interstrand cross-link repair. The coding region runs from base 106 to 1281 and encodes 391 amino acids. NCBI's taxonomy places the organism in Eukaryota, Viridiplantae, Streptophyta, Magnoliopsida, Fagales, Betulaceae. The transcript has 7 exons. Gene Ontology annotation, molecular function: single-stranded DNA 5'-3' DNA exonuclease activity.
AACGUUAAAUUUACAGGACAAUGUACCGAUGACUCGCCCCUCAAGCGUGCCGAUCCCAACGGUCAUUUCUCCACGAAACCCACCCGAUCGCCCACGACGCCCAGGAUGAGCGGGUCGCUCUCCGAGUCACCCCUUAAGAACAGCGUUCCCGAGAUCCCAAUCGAAAUCGUGAGCGAAGAAGAGAUGGCUCUCAUCGAAGCCGCCUUAUCCGCCGCUCGCUCUUCGAUCCCUGCAAUUCGUCCACCUUUUGAUUUUCACAGGAACGCGAGGUCUAUUCAGUCAAUCACUGUCCUGUCCAAGAGGAGCUUCUCGGGUCACACCGAAGUGGACAUCGAGGAUUCGGGCGACUUUGCGAACACCCAGAAGAAGGGUAAAGAGGCUGUGCCCCUCUUGCAUCGGUUUAGAAGAAACAAGGGCUUGUCUGUCACUGAUAUCACUGCCACGGAAUGGUGCCAAAAACAAAUGGAGUUUGUUCUCCUCCGUGGCAAGCGUAAAACUACUAAAGCUAUGAAAGCAGGUAGUGCUCGGCACACAAAACUUGAAGAAGAGGUUGUGAAAAAAGUAACAAUUCGUGUCAAAUCGAAAGAAGACACAUGGGCUUUGAAGCUUCUGAACUUUAUAAUUGGUGCUAAUCAAUUAUUGUUUGAAGGAUUGACUCGUGAGCUGCCACUAAUAGGCUUCAUAGAAGGUAUAUGGAUGGUGGGAGUGAUCGAUGAGAUCCGAAUGCCUGCAACAGAAACUGAUAGAAACCCGAUAUUAGUUGACACAAAGACCCGUGUUCGAGACACUCUUCCUGCUGAACCACAAAGAAGGAAUGGAAGGCUUCAACUAAUGUGCUACAAGUAUAUGUGGGACAAUUUAGUUGCUGACCAUUUCCCCUCCAAACAAUUUUUUGAUUUUUUUACCUUGAAUCCUCAUUCUGUCUUAUCUGAAGAAAUCAGGGAAAGAACUGCUGAUUCAGGGUUCCCAGCAGAGACCCUUGAUGACAUGGUGAGAUUAUACAGAAAUACAUGUAGCAUGCUGCCCCCUGCUCAUGACCAGCUUUUGUUGAGAUAUGAGUUCCAAAAAGAUAAUUCAUUGCUUGGCGAAGAUCAAUUUGCAUUUGACUCAGAUUGGCUCAAGAAUCAAAUUCAGGGGUGUCUUGAGUUCUGGCUAGGGGAGCGGGAAGCCUGUUACACUCCAGAAGAAGAGCGUUGGAAAUGCCGGUUCUGUCAGUUUGCUUCUAUCUGUCCUGCAAACACUGAUCCUGAUCCUAUGACUCCAAACCAUACAAACACCUAGGAAAAUAGUAAACUAAACUAGAGAAAAGUACUGACAUUCUUUUAGUGUCUUCCAAUCGGUUCUCUCUAUAAACUCAGUGAGCAAAACAUGCUACCUUCCUGCAAAGAAGCAUAGAUGUUAUUGAAGCUUUCUUUGCGGUGUAUUGCUGACCUGAAGCUGGUUGAGAAUCACAUGAUUGGAUUAUGUAUCUUCUACGCACAAAAAUGCGUUUGUUGUAGGCUAUGACGAUUCAUUGUUGUAAAUUCGAAAACAAAAUUCAUUCUGUAAAGAAUAUGUAUAUCAACC